This is a messenger RNA of Caenorhabditis briggsae, 897 nucleotides long. It is a transcript of the gene Cbr-sdn-1, whose product is annotated as Protein CBR-SDN-1. The record is from RefSeq and is a predicted model, not a curated record. Bases 1 to 897 code for a protein of 298 amino acids. Lineage: Eukaryota; Metazoa; Nematoda; Chromadorea; Rhabditida; Rhabditidae. Gene Ontology annotation, biological process: cell migration. Gene Ontology annotation, cellular component: membrane; cell surface. The transcript has 6 exons.
AUGCCGCUGAAACUCAAUUGCCUGUCGACGUUCUCGAUUCUUAUCCUGCUGUCCCUCUCCACACAAGCGUUUGCUGCCAAUCAAGCCAAGACGAAAACGUCGCCGCUGACAACAACAAUUGCAGCAGCGCUGAAAAAUUCAACGUCAGAGGAGCAUGUCGAAGGUAGUGCAAAUAUGCCCGGCCGGUUGGCAGACAUCGAAGUCAAUGGAUCCGGCUACCCGACAGAUGACGAGGAUGGUGAUGAUGUUCAUGGAUCAGGCAAGCCGCCAUCUCAACCAGCCAUUGCCGUCACCACUAAAGCCACCACAAAAGAAUCGGAUAGCGCCAAAAAGCCCUUCUCCCCGUCGAAUGUUGUUGUGACUGCAAAACCGCCAACGAUAUCAACUACGACAGUGAGCUUCAAGCCUCCGGUCCAACCAAAGCCAGCCGCCAACGACAAAGAGAUCAAGGUGGAGGAUGACGAGGACGACGAUGAGGAUGAAGACGAGGAUGAGGACGACGACGAUGAAGAUUUUGCUGAUGAGAAUGUUCAUAAUGAUGAUGACUUCUUCACAACAACAACCACAACUGUAGCGGCCAUUGUCACGACAACGACACCAAGGUCACAUGUGGCACAAACGACAAAGCCACCUCGUCAUCAGCCUCCACUCGUCACCUCGACCAUCUCAUCCGGUCCGUUCUCGCCGUUCCAUGAGACAAUGACAAAUGGGUUCUAUGCAGCAAUCGCCGGUGGAGUCCUUGUCGCCGUGAUCACUGCAAUCCUUCUCGUCCUAUUCGUCGUUUUCCGAAUUCGGAAAAAAGACGAAGGAUCGUACGCAUUAGAUGAGCCAAAACAGGCACGACCCUACGCCACGUAUGCCUACACCAAAGCAUCAACAAAGGAAUUUUACGCGUAA